UUUUUGGCUAUGACAUUGGAGUUUCAGGGGGAGUGACAUCAAUGGAUGAAUUUCUGGAACAAUUCUUCCACACAGUAUACGAAAAGAAGCAGCACGCGCAUGAAGAUAACUACUGUAAAUAUGACAGCCAAAGUCUUUCAGCCUUUACCUCAUCUUUGUACUUAGCAGGAUUAGUCUCAUCCCUAGUUGCAUCACCUAUCACAAGGAUCUAUGGGCGUCGAAUAAGUAUUAUAUGUGGCGGGAUCAGUUUUCUAGUUGGAGCUUCUCUUAACGCCUCGGCGUUAAACCUGGCCAUGCUUCUUGUAGGCAGAAUUAUGCUUGGCAUAGGCAUUGGCUUCGGCAACCAGGCGGUUCCAUUAUAUUUGUCAGAGAUGGCGCCAGCCCACAUUAGAGGAGCCUUGAAUAUGUUGUUUCAACUAGCAACAACUCUCGGAAUCUUCACAGCGAACAUGAUCAACUAUGCAACAAUCAAGCUUCAUCAUACCGCGGGAUGGAGGCUCUCAUUAGGCCUUGCAGCACUGCCAGCUCUACUAAUGACGAUGGGCGGGAUACUUCUUCCCGAAACGCCAAACAGCUUGAUUGAACAGGGGAAAUUUGAGAAAGGAAGAGCUGUUCUAGAGAAAAUAAGAGGAACUCAGGAUGUGGGUGCUGAGUAUGAAGACAUGAUCGACGCGAGCAACUUGGCGAAGGCGAUUAAGCAUCCAUUCAGAAACAUUCUGCAGAGGAGAAACCGGCCUCAGCUGAUCAUGGCGAUAUGCAUGCCAACCUUCCAGAUACUCACUGGGAUAAAUAUUAUACUCUUCUAUGCUCCCGUGUUGUUUCGGAGUAUGGGGUUCAAAGGAACUGCAGCGCUCUAUUCAUCUGCUCUGACAGGCGGUGUUCUUGCUUUAUCUACGGUUGUGUCCAUGGUCACUGUUGAUAGUUGGGGCAGGAGAGUUCUGCUCAUUGCUGGUGGAAUACAAAUGAUCAUCUGCCAGGUUAUUGUAGCCAUAAUCCUGGGGCUGAAAUUUAGAGAUGAUGAAGUGCUAUCAAAAGGCUACUCAAUCCUAGUGGUGGGUUUCAUCUGCCUCUUUGUUGCGGCCUUCGGGUGGUCUUGGGGUCCUCUGGGAUGGACAGUGCCGAGUGAAAUCUUUCCGAUGGAGACGCGGUCAGCAGGACAAAGCAUCACGGUCUCUGUGAAUCUCUUCUUUACUUUCGUCAUUGCACAAUCUUUCCUCUCGCUUUUGUGUGCUCUCAAGUUUGGGAUUUUCAUCCUAUUCGCUUGCUUUAUAACCGUCAUGACCAUCUUUGUCUUUCUCUUUCUACCUGAAACAAAGGGGGUGCCCAUUGAAGAGAUGAUGCACCUGUGGCAGAAGCACUGGUUUUGGAAGAACAUUGUUUCUGGCAUCCACUCACAAGCUUACGAGGCGAAAACUAAUGGAAGACACAAUGAAAGAUGCUAAUAUCGGAUCAGGAUGAUUUAAGCUAACCUUUUGUCCCUUCUUUUCUAUUGGUUAGUCUUUGUCAGUUGAAAAUAGAGACUCUCAAACAAGUAUUAAGCUAGUGUAAAUAGAUAAAUGCAUCACAUGAAUACAUGAGUGUUUGCAAUUUCUUAAAAGCAGUAAUGCAGUAUUGUGUUUUUCGUUUAAAAGAAGCUACAAGUGUUGUUUUAAAUAAAUAGUUAUGCACAGUGCUUAUAAGCAACGUUUAGAAUUUGAUACUGCUCAGGAUUUAUCUCAUUAACGGUGGAGAAGAG
This is a messenger RNA of Cuscuta europaea, 1735 nucleotides long. The record is from the annotation of a GenBank genome assembly. Lineage: Eukaryota; Viridiplantae; Streptophyta; Magnoliopsida; Solanales; Convolvulaceae.